CGGGAACCGAGAAGGGGGACAGGAGCAAAACGCAGACGGAGCGCAGCAGCGGGGCUCGGUGUUGCAUCGGCCGCUGGCGGAGGACCUGCACAUGUCGGCGCGGUGAGGGAGCGUUUGUUUCCCCGCCCUGAUACGGUUGUCGGACGGCAGGAAGAGGAGGUUUUGUGGAAGGGGUAUAAACCGCGACGAGAACAACAUUAUCCACCUCUGCGAGAAAAAAAUAAUAAGCAGGUGCGGCCGUUUGAAAGAGGAUCUGUGAAAGCGAGCGAGAAGGACAACAGUGAUGCGGCAGCCGAGGUGGGCCCAGACUGAUGAUUUUAUGAUAUCAUCACCCACCGCCAGGACCGAUCACUGAUUUUAUUGAUAAGGAGCAUCAUCGAGGAGAAUAAGCUAUAAACUGACCUGGGGUCCGUUUGUUUGUUUUUGAGCCGGAUAAACAAGACGUGCUUGAUUACAGUGAUUUUCUUUACACGAGGAGUUAAAUGAUAGAAAUAAAGAUCCGAAUUUAGGCCGAUGACUUAGUCUGUGUGUGUGACGCCAAUACAGCAGCAGAGAGCUGUGUGUGUGUUUGUCUGUGUGUGUGUAUGUGUGUGCGCGUGUGCGUGUGUGUGUGUUAGUGUGUGUGAGGGUGAGGAGACGCGCCUGUCUGAGCAUCAUCUGGUAGCUGCACGGGCUACUCCUCCACGGGGAUGAUACACAAGCGAUUUUUCAUCUGUGCGUGAAAAACAGAAGAAUCCGGGAUGAUGAUGCUGCUGCUGCCAUUUCCAGUGCGGCUCUGAUAGAGACAGCGAGGCGCACAGCACGGGACUGGACAUCCAGAAAAUCUCUUUCCUCACCUCUCCUCCGCCUCUGCACCUUCUCCCCCCCUUUAUAUCUCCCCUCUCCCCCAUCCCUCCCUCCUACCCCGAGCUUCUAUUCAUCCUGAUCAAUUGAUAAUCAUUCAGAAAGCCCCCCACUCCUCCAUCCUUAAAUCUACUCCAUUCACCUUUCUCAAGCGCCCCUUUACGCACUCACACGAGCAAAGACACGCGCACCACCGCCGCCAUCUACAGCCACCAUGGAGACGACCAAGCUGCCUCCGUCCAGCCCGUCCUCGCCGACCACCAGCUUCUCGGUGCCGUCCGCAGAGAAGGUGGACGGCUUCCCGCGGAGGUCGAUGCGCAGAGCCCGGCAGAGGAGGUCUCACAGCUCGUCCCAGUUCCGCUACCAGAGCUCCCAGGUGGAGCUCACCCCACUGCCCCUGCUCAAAGACGCCCCGGUGGCAGAGUUACAUGACCUGUUCUGUAAGAAGCUGCAGCAGUGCUGCGUGCUGUUUGAUUUCCUGGACUGCGUGGCCGACCUGAAGGGGAAGGAGAUCAAACGUGCGGCGCUCAACGAGCUGGUGGAGAGCGUCGCCACGAGCAGAGGAGUCCUCAUAGAGCCUCUGUACCCGGAGGCUAUAAAGAUGAUCUCGGUAAAUAUCUUCCGGACUCUCCCACCCAGCGAGAAUCCAGAGUUUGACCCUGAGGAAGAUGAGCCAACACUCGAAGCCUCCUGGCCGCAUCUGCAGCUGGUGUACGAGUUCUUUCUGCGUUUCCUGGAGAGCCCGGACUUCCAGCCCUCCAUGGCCAAACGCUACGUCGACCAGAAGUUUGUCCUGCAGCUGCUGGAGCUGUUUGACAGCGAGGACCCCAGGGAGAGGGAGUACCUAAAGACCAUCCUGCACCGUGUCUAUGGAAAAUUACUGGGACUCCGAGCCUACAUCCGCAAACAGAUCAACAACAUCUUCCUCAGGUUCAUAUAUGAAACUGAGCACUUUAACGGAGUUGCGGAGCUUCUGGAAAUCCUCGGCAGCAUCAUAAACGGCUUCGCUCUGCCCCUGAAGGCUGAACACAAGCAGUUCCUGGUUCGGGUUCUCAUCCCGCUACACACGGCGAAGUCCCUUUCCAUCUUCCACGCACAGCUAGCCUACUGUGUGGUGCAGUUUAUGGAGAAAGAUGCUACAGUGACUGAAUACAUCAUCAGAGGGCUGCUCAAGUACUGGCCCAAAACCUGCACGCAGAAAGAGGUGAUGUUCCUCGGGGAGAUUGAGGAGAUCCUGGAUGUGAUCGAGCCGUCUCAGUUCAUCCGGGUCCAGGAGCCGCUCUUCAAGCAGAUCGCAGCCUGUAUCUCCAGCCCUCACUUCCAGGUAGCGGAGCGGGCUCUUUACUUCUGGAACAACGAAUACAUCCUCAGUCUGAUAGAAGAGAACUGUCAAGUCAUCCUGCCGCUGGUGUUCGCCACCCUCUACAGAGUCUCCAAGGAGCACUGGAACCAGACCAUCGUGUCUCUGAUCUACAACGUGCUGAAGACCUUCAUGGAGAUGAACAGCAAGUUGUUUGAUGACCUCACGGCCUCCUACAAAGUGGAGAAACAGAAGGAGCUGAAGCGAGAGAGGGAGCGUGCAGAUCUCUGGCGAGGCCUGGAGGAGCACCAGGACCGCCGAAUGCAGAUGCUCACCGAGGCCGCCAGGAACCAGCGCAACCUCCAGGAGCGAGGCGAGAGAGGGGACCCGCCGUCCCCGUCGUCCCCGCAGACGGCUCACUCCGACCAGCCCGAGCCCAAGCCCAGCGGGGCCUCUUCCUCCUCUGGAGCCGGGGAGAGCGCCACCUAGGUGCUGCUCCACAGAGAUUGGAUAGCACGGGGGUUAGGGGACAGGGAGAAGACACAAGGUUGAAAAGUGUUGGGAGAGAAAAGGUACAAAACAAAUCCACAGUUCUUUAUAUCUUGUAUCAUUGAGGGCGUGGCUUUUUGUGAAAGAGCGCACAAACUCCGUGAUCCGAGGUAAAGACUGCACCUUGUUGUUCUGACAGAGUUGUGUGAAAGUGGUUCACUUUUUGCUGUACACACAUUAUGUUGCAGAUCAGAAGAUGAAUAUUGUCCAAAAGUGCAGACUGUCAUUUUAAUUCGUGGCUGGUUUAUAACUGCAGGUCAGUAUCCAACAUUGGUAGCUGGCCUGCUUAAAAUCAGCCUCAAAAUAAGAGAUGAAAUUUCUCUUUUGGUGCAACACUUCCCAAGUUUAACACGUGUCUAACUUGUCUUGAUAUUUAACCAACCGAGUCUGUACUGUGGCCGCGUAUUUAUCUUUUGCUCAGAGAUGCUUAUUUCAUGCGUGGACAGCACAAUACAUUAAUAAACAAAGGAAGCAAUUUCACACAAAUGUCCCAAAACUAUUUGCUGCACAGACCAGACACACACACACACACAAACACACAGACACACACGCACGCACAUACACACGCACACACACACACAUACACACACACAGACGCAGGUACAUAUUUACUGUAAAUAUGAGAAGACGAAGUGUAUCAAACAAUAAAAGUCUUACUCACCAACACUAGAUUGAUGCACCAAAAUAUUUCACACACACACACACACACACACACACACACACACACACACACACACACACACACUAUCAAGCUGGUUCUGGCGCUAACUCCUCUCCAUUUCUGUCGGGUUCCACCAAAGGACGAGCCUAAAGUCUCUGAUGAUGAUAAUGAUAUAAAGUACAAUACUGUUCCUUCUUCUUACUUGUUACUCUACUACUACUACUCUACUCUACUCUAAGUACUACUGAUGAUGAUGAUGAUGAUAAUGUUUUUAUAUAUAUACAUAUGUCUCUGGAUAUUUCUGUAGUGUAUUAUGGGAGAAACACUAGUGUAGCAGAUACCAUAAAGGGGAAGGCCGGCUCGAAUUCUGAAUUCACGUCACAUGUUAACUGUACGAGGCCAUAAUGUGAGUGCUGAAAUUCAGCGGAGUUCCCCUUUAACAGACCUUAAAGAGGGGAGGAAUGAACUGGAUUGGUGGCGGCUGUUUUUCUUUUCUUUUGAAAUUUGGGAUGUUUGUGGUGCGACGGGUGUAUUUUAAAGGGGUAUUUCGUAAAAAUCCAAAAACAUUCCAUGUUUAAAGAUUCAGUUUUGUUGGUUUGGAGGUGCCCCGUGGAGUUACUCACAUCGUGUGUAUCCUCUUGACAAAUGUGUUGAAUGGAUUUCCUUCCUCAUAAAACAUUCGAUUUUUUACAAUAUUUGAAAUCUUGCAUUGUUUACAUCCAUGUUUACCUGCUAGCAAUCUUAUUCUUCCCGCCUUUAACGGCACAUUGCUAAGUUUCUUUGCACAUUACUGCCACAAACUGUCGAUCCAUGGAAAAGCCUGGCAGCAUGAUGUGAAUCACAUCGCCCGUGUGCACACAUGUGAAACCUCGUGCGUAAUACAAACAUAAUGGGGACCCGCUCAUAAAAGCAUCACUCUGUCAAAAACUCCACAGGGUACCUUUUAAUUUUGAUGACGCGACACACAGUGAAGAUUCUUUUGAAGUUUUACAAAUUUACUCAUUUGCUUCGGUUACAUUUUACAAAGCUGAAUUUUAGAACCCCCCCCCCCCCACGAUUUCUAACCAAAAAUGUAUCCAAGCAGACUAGUAAACCCCACCCUGCACAGAGGUGACUGGAGGCCAAAUAAAGCGCACCACAAGUGUUUCAGAGCAAAAGAAAAACACGGUGAUCCAGAGCGCCUGUUCCUGCGAGAUGGCGACCAUGACGAUGAUAACUUUUUUCGGUUUAUUCUUGUCUGAUCAUUAUGAAAGAGUGACGCGAUAAAGAGAAGGUGGGGGGGGAAAAAACUGAAAAAAAUUAUUUUAGCAAUAUUUUCAUUCUUUCAGGAUAAUCUGUGUGUUUUUAGGGGGUUGAACAGGAAGUGGGUGUCACACUCAAAUGUUUACCCCCCACUCUUGUUUUUACUCCUGUUGCGUCCUUGAUAUUCACAUUGUCUUAAAGGUACUUUCUGUGUAAAUUUAUUUGAUGAAAAAAAUGUUUUGCUUUGUAAUUAUGUUGUUUUUCUUUCUUGGUUUUUGUAUGAUCUUGUUCAUUUUGUGGAAAACUGAUACUGAUGCUAUUUAUUUUCUAUUUGAUCAGGAAAUGUAACCUUAUUUGAAGAUGAUGGUCAGGUUGUGUGUGUGUGAGUGAGUGAGUGCGUGCGUGUGUGCAGCGUGUGUGUAUCCAGUGAGUGAAUCAGCGAGCAGGAGAUGUGCGUAGACAGAGUGAUAGAGAACGAGAGAAAACUGUUCUCUCUUUGUUUCUUUCUCUCUCUCUCCUUCUCUCCUUCCUGAGGGGCGGGGGUUUGAAUCCGAAUGUAUCGUAAAACAAAUCAAUUGAUUGUUUUUUUGACGCUUGAGACGCAGAGCUACCUGUCGGCUGCUUCGUAACCAAACAUUCAGAAACCCUUCAGACCAGCAGUUCAGACUCACUUCUACUCAUGCCUGAGUCAACAAGGUUUUGAAAUCCAUUUGACUUGCAGCUCUCGGAUGGGAAAGUGUUAUCCAGCUGUUUAUUACUGAUUUAGCAUUUCAAGCAGAGUUAUCUGCAACUCGCCAGGUUUUUCUGAACUCUUUAAGUUUGAGUUUGGUCAACUUGUUCCGAUGCUCUCAGGCCGUCACACCUAAUCUGACAUUGCUUCGCUGUACAAAAUAGCUUCUUACUUUUAAAAGUUGCAAACUGAUGCCUUGCAUUUCAUUUAAUUUGCAGAUGUUGCAUCCGACAUCCAGGUUAUAAAGUCCAACACGUUUGGCAGUCAAGCCAAAUAUUGUCAAAUUUGUGCUUGGAAACAGAAGUUUGACCAGAAAAAGGCAAACUUCCUGCAGUUUGUCACACAUUCGAUUGAAAGCUCCAGAAAAAGCGAGAAAGUGGAGCCUGACUUAACAUUCUUACCUGUGCUCGUGGUUCCCAACCUUUUGGCUUGUGGCUCCUUCCAACAGACAAAACUCUGAGGCCUUCGUGUGGAACUGAGCAGAUCAACCAAAGAGUGUUUUGAUUGGAGGGUUUUCAGAGGCCUCGAAAGGUAAAAGUAUUCAGUAUUUCAUAAGAAUAAAAAACCAAGCUAAUGUGCGUUCCAAUCAACUUCAAAAACACAAAUAACAAAAGAGCAAAACAUUUGAGUAAAAUCAGAAAUAUUUAAUAGUUUUGUGUAAAUAAAAAUGUUUUAUUUAGUUUUCUUGUCCUUUUAAUUAAAUUGUAACCCUUCGAAUUGAUCUCAGGUCCCCUAAAGCCUCUUAGUAACACUAAUCUGUAUAUUUGUUUAGUUUUUCUCCUGUUCCUGCACACGACAGGAGGUGUAGCCACAGAAGAUGCAAUGAUGGAUUAGGUGUAACACCUGAAAACCUGCAGCUGCUGACUCCCCAUUGAUUGGAUUUCAAACGUUGUUUUGAUUCAGGCAAAAAAAAAAAAAACACAACUGAAAAGAGACAAAACUUGACCUCGCUGUCAUAAAACUCAGCUUACUUUA
Molecule: messenger RNA, 6300 nt
Organism: Cottoperca gobio
Lineage: Eukaryota; Metazoa; Chordata; Actinopteri; Perciformes; Bovichtidae
Gene: ppp2r5b
Product: protein phosphatase 2, regulatory subunit B', beta
Biological process (GO): protein dephosphorylation; signal transduction
Cellular component (GO): protein phosphatase type 2A complex; nucleus; cytosol
Molecular function (GO): protein phosphatase activator activity
Source: RefSeq, a predicted model, not a curated record